CCAUGAUCCGGAAACAGGCCAGAGAAAGAAGAGAGUAUCUCUACCGCAAGUCGCUCCAGCUCAAGGAGGCCGCACUCACCGAGAAAAGACAGCAAUUAAAGGCUGCUCUUGCUCUGGGAAAACCGCUUUCUAAGGAUUUAGCUGAAGAUGACCAGUUGCAAAAAGAUUUCAUUUAUGAUGAAAGUGAGCAAACUGAAGUUGACGAUGAGUACAGUACACUCAGUGGCAUAGCAGAUCCAAAAGUUAUCAUUACUACUUCCAGAGAUCCUUCGGUAAAGUUGCUCCAAUUCUCCAAGGAAGUCAAACUCAUGUUCCCCAAUUCUCUUAAAUUGAACAGAGGUAACUAUGUCAUACCUGAAUUGGUGAAGACUUGUUCAAGAGUACAAAUUUCGGACUUAAUCAUCUUGCACGAACACAGAGGGGUACCAACUUCGCUUACCGUAAGUCAUUUUCCACAUGGUCCAUCUGCCAUUUUCACAUUACAUAACGUUAAGUUGAGACACGAUUUACCACAGCUAGGUAACGUUUCUGAAUCUUAUCCUCAUUUGAUCUUUGAGAACUUCACUACAGGUUUGGGUAAGAGGGUAGAAACAAUCCUCAAACACUUGUUUCCACCAGGAGUGAAGAAGGACAGCUCCAGAGUGAUAACUUUUGUCAACAAUGAUGACUACAUUUCUGUAAGACACCAUGUAUACGUAAAAACGAAAGAUGGUGUAGAGUUGAGUGAAAUUGGUCCAAGAUUCGAAAUGAGACUCUACGAGAUCAGAUUGGGAUUGCCAGACAACAAGAAUGCUGACGUGGAGUGGCAGUUGAGGCGGUUUAUCAGAACAGCCAACAGAAAGAACUACUUGUAG
Messenger RNA from Scheffersomyces stipitis CBS 6054, 854 nucleotides. RefSeq names its product snoRNA-binding rRNA-processing protein (gene IMP4). Bases 3 to 854 code for a protein of 283 amino acids. Gene Ontology annotation, biological process: rRNA processing. Lineage: Eukaryota; Fungi; Ascomycota; Pichiomycetes; Serinales; Debaryomycetaceae. Gene Ontology annotation, molecular function: rRNA primary transcript binding; snoRNA binding. The record is from RefSeq and is a predicted model, not a curated record. The transcript has a single exon. Gene Ontology annotation, cellular component: Mpp10 complex; small-subunit processome; nucleolus.